CCAGUCACAGCAGUGGGCAGACUGGUCAUAGCUACUGGAGUCGUCGUGCAGUCAUGCGAUAUAGCUGUUUUUAAUUAAAUAUUUCUAUGUUAAAAUUGGUAAUAUACUACACUAAACGUAACCAGUAAUGUCCACGGAAGCAACCGCCGACCAGGCAGCUGAGUAUAUCCCAGAGAAGGUUAAGAAAGCAGAGAAGAAGUUGGAAGAAAACCCAUAUGACCUUGACGCAUGGAGCAUUCUGAUUCGAGAAGCACAGAACCAACCAAUAGACAAAGCAAGGAAGACGUAUGAACGACUUGUGGCCCAGUUCCCAAGCUCGGGCAGAUUCUGGAAACUAUUCAUUGAAGCGGAGGUUAAUAUUUUAUACAUUUCUCACAACUACAUGUGUGCAUGGGCGUACAUAUCCUAACAGRAUCAACAAUGUGACUUUCACACAACAAAUAGGUCCACUUCAUCUCAAUGGUAUUUUUUUUUUAAGUACGAGGGGUUUAGGUUACCAUCUAACCAUUUAUUUUUCAGGACGCAGACUGUAUGUUCCUCAGUAGGGAAAAAAACUAUUUUCUACAUCUUUAAAUGGGGUUAAGUGCAUUUGUUGCAUGUUUGAUCUGCAACAGCAUUAAAACKUUUUAAUGGUAUUGGAGUGCUUUAGCCUUUUA
Messenger RNA from Salvelinus sp. IW2-2015, 656 nucleotides. Its product is annotated as cleavage stimulation factor subunit 3. Gene Ontology annotation, biological process: mRNA 3'-end processing. Gene Ontology annotation, molecular function: protein binding; mRNA binding. The record is from RefSeq and is a predicted model, not a curated record. Lineage: Eukaryota; Metazoa; Chordata; Actinopteri; Salmoniformes; Salmonidae. Gene Ontology annotation, cellular component: nucleus.